Molecule: messenger RNA, 3152 nt
Organism: Triticum dicoccoides
Lineage: Eukaryota; Viridiplantae; Streptophyta; Magnoliopsida; Poales; Poaceae
Exons: 7
Coding region: 404-3052 (882 amino acids)
Molecular function (GO): RNA binding
Source: RefSeq, a predicted model, not a curated record
UGUGUCCUCCUGCUUCCGUGGCUUUCGUCCUCCUCCUCUCUACGGCGUCACCUCCGACGCUGGCCCAACCGCCGUUCCCCGCCACCCGUGACCGGUGUCGCCGCCGCUCAUCCCUCUAAACCCCCAGCCCCCUUUCCGGCGAGCGGCUGCUCUGUCUUCCAUUAAUCGACUGAACAAAUUUUUUUUCAAUCGACUACGGCGUUGCUCAGUACAGUACUCCGUUUACUGGGAAUCAGUCUGCUAGAGACGGUGCUGGCCAUGGUCGCGCCGCAGGCCGAGCUCCUCGCCCCCAAUCGCCGCCGAAUUCCCGUCGGUAAGAAGCCAUUGAGCGACCCCGACGGGCUGGGCGUGCGUGCUCCCGGAGGCGUCACCUGGUAGCGCGGCCUUUGGGGGUUCCGGAUCCAUGGCGGGCGGCGACAGCUUUGGCUGCUGCGGCGGCCUUGUCGAGGGUUUCUGCGGCCUUGCUCAGGUUUUCCUGGCUCCUCGGGGGCGUCCGUCUGCUGGAAUCCUCGCCAGGAGGCCCGGCGAUCCGUUCUUGAGUUCUUCUCAGGCUGGGUGGGCGGUGUCGCCGCGGGAUGUGGAGGUCCGCUGCGACAUGGAACGCUCUUCCGGAGCGGCGAGGAUGCUGCGUUUUGAUUAUCGGGAGGAGAACCUGCCCCCCGCGGCCAGGAACUCGCCGGCGGCGGCGGGCGAUCUGUGCUCGAGUUCUUCUAUGGUUGGGUUGACAUCGUGGGAUAUGGAGAUCAUGGCCGAGACGGAGUACUCUCUCCCAGUGGCACGGCAGCUGCGUUCUGCUGGUCAGGAUGAGGGCUUGUUGUCCCCAAUGGUCAGGAAUUCGCCGGCGGAGGCGCCACCGCAGCCGAAGGGCAUGGCCGGUGGCGUUGAAGACGACGACGACGACGAUGACUGCGUGAUUCUGGACAGUGAUCCUUUCAGCGCGGUCGCCGUGAAUGAUGAGAAGGACGGCGGCUCGGAUGAGGAGCUGCAGAUAGUCGCGGAGAAAGGCAAGGUAGCAUGCAGGGACUUCCCACACUCGCGCCAUUUAUGUUCUAAUAUGCCCUUCGGCGCUACCUCUCACGAGAAACAUUGUGCCAUGUGCUACUGUUUUGUGUGUGACGCCCCAGCUCCAUGCAGUCAUUGGGGUAAGGGUCUCUCGGUUGGCGAUCAUUGUCACGCCACGGAUAAGGAAACCAAGUGGAAAAUGCUGAGGGAGGCAUUCAGGUGCAGAAAUCUACCAGCGUCUCAUCCAGAAACAGAAACUGCUGUGCACCCAGCAAUGGUGUCGCUCGGCCGCCUUUUUCUUAGCAAUCAGAUUUCUCUUCAGGAUGUUGUGACCCAAAACCGAAACACACAUACUUCAGUUAGAGCCUCACUGAGUGUAGCACCGAUUGUCAAUGCGCCAAGAGAGGGAAGUGGUACAGGCAGUGCUCACACUGCUCAAGUUACCCGCCUAGGAGAGCCAACUGUCAGUGCACCAAGGGCACACCCUGUGGCAGGAGCUGGAAGAGGUACGAGCAGCACUCACACUGCUCAAAUUUCUGCCCCAAGAGCAUUCUCUGCAACAGGAGUUGGAAGAAGUGGUACAAGCAGUGCCCACAGUGCUCAAGUUACUCGCCUAGUAGAGCCAACUGUCAAUGCACCAAGGCCACACCCUGAAGUGGGAGCUGGAAGAGGUACGAGCAGCACUCACACUGCUCAAAUUUCUGCCCCAAGAGCAUUCUCUGCAACAGGAGUUGGAAGAAGUGGUACAAGCAGUGCCCACAGUGCUCAAGUUACUCGCCUAGUAGAGCCAACUGUCAAUGCACCAAGGCCACACCCUGAAGUGGGAGCUGGAAGAGGUACAAGCAGCACUCACACUGCUCAAAUUUCUGCCCCAAGAGCAUUCUCUGCAACAGGAGUUGGAAGAAGUGGUACAAGCAGUGCCCACAGUGCUCAAGUUACUCGCCUAGUAGAGCCAACUGUCAAUGCACCAAGGCCACACCCUGAAGUGGGAGCUGGAAGAGGUACAAGCAGCACUCACACUGCUCAAAUUACUCACCCAGUAGAGCCAACUGUCGGUGCAGCAAGAGCAUACUCUGCAGCAAGAACUGGAAGAGGUACUAGCAAUGCUCAGUCUGCUCAAAUUACUCGCACCGUGGAGCAAACUGUCAGUGCACCAAGAGUAUACCCUGCGGCAGGAGCUUCAAGCAAUGCUCACUCUGCUCAAAUUACGUACCCUGCCACUGCAGGUGGCUACCUCCCGGAGCCCGAUGCGCCGGAGGGGGCCACGGUGUACGUCGGGAACCUACCCUACCACAUUGACAAUGAGAGACUCAAGCUAAGCUUCCAAGGUGCUGGGGUCGUCCUGUUCUCAAAGGUCAUUUAUGACAGAGAAACAGGCCAGAGCCGUGGAUUUGGGUUUGUCACCAUGAGUACUGUUCAGGAGGCUGAGAAGGCUGUGAGGAUCUAUCAUGGCUCUGGGAUGUAUGGCAGGCCUCUGACUGUAAAAAUCGCAGCUCCUAGAGGAGGCGCCCGGGUGGAUGCCCCUCGCCGUCAAUCCGGUUCCCCACUCAGAAUAUUCGUAUGCAAUCUGCCGAGUCAAGUGGACAACUCUCGGCUGGAGGAGCUGUUCAGCAAGCAUGGCAAAGUGGUUGAUGCAAGAGUUGUCUAUGAGCGCCGAGAAGGGGCCUCGUGUUCGAGGGGAUUUGGCUUCGUCACAAUGGCGACCGACGAGGAAUCGUACAAGGCGAUACGCGCCCUCAACAAGCAGAUUCUGGAGGGAAAUGCCCUGGGAGUGAAGGUUGCAAGGGAGCGGGCAGACCCAGUCUGCCUCCCUCUUAGCAACCGGAUUCCUCCUCAGAAUGCUGUCAGUCCAAACCAACACGCACAUACUUCGGUUGGAGCCUCGCUGAAUGUAGCGCCAACUGUCAGUGCCCCAAGAGCAUACCGUAUAACAGGAGCUAGAAGUAGUACAAGCAAUGCUUCCACUGCGCAAGUUACUCACCGACUAGACCCAACUGUAAAUGCACCAAGGCCGGGAGAAUAUGGGAUGCUCCCUCCCCCUAGUAGCUAGUUGAUUGGCCUUUGCUCUUUUACCUAAUUGUUCCUCUAUGGGCCCCAAUGCCUAUGCACUAUACUCCUCAGAAGCCAGUAUAUAGAAUAUUUGUCCUCAA